GGAAGGCUCGUCCCCGCAGAAGCUCCACGCCGAACCGACGGGCGCGUUGCGAGUGGCACCAUCCCUCCAAUUACCCCAGACUCCUCGGACAUCUGGCUUUCAGACCUUCCCACCAUCACUAUUUCCUCUGAAUAAUCCAGGCCAAAAUGUCUGUUCCAUAUCUCCUCCAGAACGAUGCCAAGGGCCAUAUCUCGGCUUCUCAGCGCAUUCCUGCUAUUGCACGGCCCUUUGUCAGCGAGAGGGCUGCGAAGACACUCGACAUUGUUGAGAAGUUCGUCGAAGAAGAAUGCAUUCCUGCCGACCAGGUAUACCUACGCCAGCUUGGCGAGACGACUAAAGAGCGCUUCUCGGCGCACCCAACCGUCAUUGAGGAUAUGAAGAAGAGGGCACAAGAGCUUGGGCUGUGGAACAUGUUCCUGCCCAAGGCACAUUUCAAAGAGGGCGCUGGGUUUAGCAACUUGGAGUACGGUCUCAUGGCUGAGUACCUGGGCAAGAGCAGGAUAGCUUCUGAGGCUACUAACUGCGCUGCCCCUGAUACCGGAAACAUGGAGGUUAUCGCCAAGUACGGCACCGAUGCCCAGAAGAGGCAGUGGCUUGACCCUCUGCUGCAAGGCAAGAUCCGUUCUGCCUUCUUGAUGACAGAGCCUCAAGUCGCUUCAAGUGACGCUACGAACAUCGAGAUGACCAUCAAGCGUGAUGGUGACCACUACGUCCUGAACGGUCAGAAAUGGUGGUCCUCAGGAAUCGGUGACCCUCGCUGCAAGAUUUUCAUUGUCUUGGGCAAGACCGACCCCAAUCAUGCCGACAAGUACAAGCAGCAGUCCGUCAUCCUGGUCUCCGCUGAGACACCCGGCGUCACCAUCCAUCGCAUGCUCUCCGUCAUGGGCUUUGACGACGCCCCCCACGGUCAUGGCCACGUCACAUUCCAGAAUGUCCGCGUUCCCGCUUCCAAUAUGGUGCUCGGUGAGGGCAGGGGUUUCGAGAUCAUUCAGGGCCGUCUUGGACCCGGUCGUAUUCACCACGCUAUGCGCAGCAUCGGUUCCGCCGAGAAGGCACUUGAGUGGAUGCUCGCCCGUCUCAACGACGAGCGCAAGAAGCCCUUCGGCAAGAUGCUGCACGAGCACGGUAUCAUGCUUGAGCGCGUUGCCCGCUCACGCAUUGAGAUCGACGCGGCUCGUCUCGCCGUCCUGAACGCCGCCAUCAAGAUCGAUGAGACCAACGCCAAGGGCGCGUUGAAGGAGAUUGCCGAAGUCAAGGUUCUCGUCCCCGAGGUCAACCUCAAGGUCAUCGACUGGGCUAUCCAGGCCUACGGUGGUGCUGGUGUCUGCCAGGACACCCCGCUUGCGAACAUGUACUCGAGUGGCAGGACGAUGAGGAUUGUCGAUGGGCCUGAUGAGGUUCAUUUGCUGCAGCUUGGUAGGAAUGAGAACAAGCGCGGUGUCGCCCACAAGCAGCGGAUUGAUGCACAGCAGAAGAAGGGCGACGAGCUGUGUAGGAAGUAUGGCAUUGAGCCUAGGGAUCCGUUGUAUCUGAACAGGACGAGCGCGGAGGCUAGCAAGCUGUAAGAGCCUUGCCGUUAUUUGAGUAGCUGUCAGAAACAAAAUUAUGCUAUCAGGCGUUGUGCCAUGCUCUCUCUCGUGUAUCACAGCCAGUCGGUCUCCGCGUUGUUCCUACAGUUAUUGGUCUCUACGCUUCAAUGUCAUUGCAUUUUCUAGCA
This is a messenger RNA of Didymella exigua CBS 183.55, 1717 nucleotides long. RefSeq names its product acyl-CoA dehydrogenase NM domain-like protein. The record is from RefSeq and is a predicted model, not a curated record. NCBI's taxonomy places the organism in Eukaryota, Fungi, Ascomycota, Dothideomycetes, Pleosporales, Didymellaceae. The transcript has 4 exons. Gene Ontology annotation, molecular function: oxidoreductase activity, acting on the CH-CH group of donors; flavin adenine dinucleotide binding. The coding region runs from base 147 to 1565 and encodes 472 amino acids.